This is a messenger RNA of Schistocerca piceifrons (Central American locust), 855 nucleotides long. RefSeq lists its product as uncharacterized. Lineage: Eukaryota; Metazoa; Arthropoda; Insecta; Orthoptera; Acrididae. The record is from RefSeq and is a predicted model, not a curated record. Bases 1 to 855 code for a protein of 284 amino acids. The transcript is spliced from 2 exons.
AUGGCUGCACUGUGUGGAGAACCACUGGGCUCAGCAACGGCUGCCUGUCUGUUGGCAACUCUGCACUGCUGUGUCUGUGAUCGUUGUCCCAGUGUGAACACUCCAAUACAAGCUAAUGCAUGUCCGGCGGUGACCGCAGCGAACACGGUGUCGGUGUCCGUCACAUGUGGCGAGGCUGCCGAAAAACCGCCCACGUCGCAACCUACAGUGCUACCGGUGACCUAUGCCGCUGCUCUGGCUUCUCCUACCACUUUGCAACGUCGCCCGGUCACCACAAACGACGCCACCAACGAGCCCGACCAGACACUGACGGAGAGCGCCUCGGACGACCCGCCGCCUCGGCCGGCCAUUGACGCCGCUCCGAAGAUGCCGACGCAACCAGACGCUGACCCUGAUCUCGGAAACACGAUGGAGAUCGACUCGCUCAUCGUUCCUACAGCGGCCUUUCUGCCAGAACGACGUGACUCCCUUCCGUCGUCGGACACGGAGGGUCGCACAAGGAAACAACGUUCCCCGAAACGUCGCAAGCGAAGACGUCGCACCGUUUCCGGCCAAGAGGAGACGUCACAAGUCGAGGAGGACGUACCCGUCGACCAGCACGAAGCCUCAGAACCCGCUACUGCUGACGAAGACGUCAUGAGCGCGGAGACAUCUAUCGGUGUGCCUACGCCCCGUGCUGACGCUGAACUAAAUCAUGAACGUCUCACAGGCGACACGACACCACGCACAAUUACAACAUCUUCUGAAGACAAAAUGGACGAUACACCAGUUUCCGCUUCCACGGCGUGGCACGAGGAGGAGGUCACGGAGCAGGAGCCGUUACGGGACCCUGCGCCGUCACGGCCGCACCACUAA